GCGCCGUCGGAAAUAUUGAAGAGUCGAUUUUGAUCCCAUACCGAGAGCAUAUUGAAAAUCUUCUUCUCAAUGAAGAAUGAAGAAACAAAAUGUUCGCACGAUAUCUUUGAUCGUGUGUACAUUUACCUAUUUACUAGUUGGUGCGGCAGUGUUUGAUGCCCUCGAAUCGGAAACGGAAACUCUACGUUGUGAAGCACUACAAGCUGUCGAAAAUAUGAUUAUCGAAAAAUACAAUAUAUCGGAGGAGGAUUUUAAGGUAAUGGAAACGGUUGUAUUAAAAUCUGAACCACACAAAGCCGGAAAACAGUGGAAGUUUACAGGUGCAUUCUACUAUGCGACCACAGUAUUGACCACAAUUGGUUACGGUCAUUCGACCCCAAGCACAAUUGGUGGCAAAUUAUUUACCAUGUGUUAUGCAAUUGUAGGCAUACCACUGGGUCUGGUUAUGUUUCAAAGUAUUGGAGAAAGAGUUAAUAGACUGAGCAGUUUUGUUAUACAAGCUGUGAGAAAAUCAUUGCAUUGCAAACGAACUGCCGCCUCUGAAGUAGAUUUAAUAUGCGUUGUUACAACGCUUAGCUCCCUAACGAUAGCGGGUGGCGCAGCUGCAUUUUCCAAAUUUGAAGGUUGGAGCUAUUUUGAUUCAGUAUAUUACUGUUUUAUUACUUUAACUACAAUAGGUUUUGGAGAUAUGGUAGCUUUACAAAAAGAUAAUGCUCUUAACACUAAACCCGAAUAUGUUAUGUUUGCUUUAAUAUUCAUAUUGUUUGGUUUGGCCAUUGUGGCUGCUUCUUUAAAUCUUUUAGUCCUUAGAUUUGUUACCAUGAAUACGGAGGACGAGCGACGAGACGAGGCCCAAGCUAUGCAGGUAAUACAGGCUGAAGAUAUAUUUAUAUAUACAUUU
This is a messenger RNA of Musca vetustissima, 901 nucleotides long. RefSeq names its product two pore potassium channel protein sup-9 (gene Task6). The transcript has 4 exons. Gene Ontology annotation, biological process: potassium ion transmembrane transport; stabilization of membrane potential. Lineage: Eukaryota; Metazoa; Arthropoda; Insecta; Diptera; Muscidae. Gene Ontology annotation, molecular function: potassium ion leak channel activity. The annotation marks the transcript as partial. The record is from RefSeq and is a predicted model, not a curated record. Gene Ontology annotation, cellular component: membrane.